GAACCUAAGGUAGAAAGGAGAACCAAGUCAGCCAAGCCACGCCCCAAGUCAAGAGUAAUAGAAGAUCCAUACAGAGGCCCCAAGACCAGUCGAAGUGACCCCAAGUACACAUUUCAUAAUGAAGAUGUGCCUCUAGGCUUGAGUAGCAACAAGACGUCUUACACCAUAUCAAGUGGUGAUGUAUCCUUGGCCGUUGACUUACCUACCAGCAAUUUUACAGACCAGCCUCCCAACACUGACACAGAUGACACUUGUCAGAAACCAAGCCAGGAAAAUGGGAGAAAGGGAAAUGGACUUUCAGAAGCUAUUCAACGGCGACCUCCCUCGCCUAGAUUACGAGAGCCACCUCUGACAGACCACAGGACUCUUCAAUCAGAGACUGCUAGCACUGCACAACUAGAUUAUAGUGGUCCUCGAUUGUAUGUGAAGCCAACCAGCAAAUCAAAUCGUCAUAUCAUCACAAAUGCAAUUGCACAUUGCAUCCUGGCUGGAGUAGUCAAUAAAGACCAGAAAGAAAAAGUUUUGCAGGAGGUUGCCAAGUCCGAUGCCAAACACUUCCUGAUUCUGUUCCGUGAUCAUGGACUUCAGUUCCGUGCUUUAUACUCCUUCUCACCUGACACUGAGGAAAUAUACAAAUUGUAUGGGGUCGGUCCCAGGCACAUCAGUCCCAAAAUGAUAUGUGGCCUUUAUAAGUAUAACUCUGGUGGGAAGCAGUUUGCUAAGAUACCCUCAAAAACCAUGUCAGUAUCGGUAGAUGGUGUAACAAUCGAGAACCGCUUCUGGCAGAGUAAAAAGUCUGUAACAAAAAAACACUGAGAGUACAAGAUAGACCAUGAGUUUCAUGAUGAAUAUCCUUAUUGAGGUUUGCUACAGAUCGAUGGGAAAGAUUAUAGGAAUGGAUGAUAGGAAUGACUCCAUUAGGAAUUUGAGGACAGAUGCUUUAUUAAUGCCUUUGUAUUAGUGUACCAUCACACAAUACUAUAAACAGCUUCAACCAGGGAUUUUUUUUCAGGACCAGGACCAAGGCUCUAGGUCGGCCCUUGGUUCGACCCCAUCUCCCCUAUUGGACAUGUCUGACCGCUGCAGUCUUCGCCAGGAAAGGAACUCUCGCCCUGGCGGUUUAUGGAAGAACCAGAAAGCAGCGAUCAGAAAAUAAAUACCAUAUGUUUGUUCGUGUUUCAUUACAUUUGAUGAGAAUGAUGUUCAUUAUGGUCACACCCUCUAUGCCUUGGCAUAUUAGCAACAGCCAAGAAAAAGACUGGCAGCCAAUGUGUUAAGAAGCACUUGUAUACAUUCGCCUCCAAAUAGGUCAUGCUAGAGCUCCAUCUCAUAACUAUAAUUAUUGAUACAGCGCUUUAGUAUUCUUUAAAAUUACUAUAUGGCUGUGAGUUUUUAGCUGGCAAAUUGUAGCGGCAAAUACAGUACACUUAACAUUAUCAAUGCAGACCAGCAUUCUUGUAUCUAUGAUUUUAUUUCUCAAAGUGCAGUUAUCCAAAAAAAUUGGUUGUGCAUUAUUUACAAUCUCAUACAGGUUGUGUGUAGUAAACAGAUUUAAUGUUUUGUGAUAUCAUGUGAAGGUAUCUUAUGGUAAAAAUGCUUGCACACUUAUGAGGACCAAAAUUUAACACAAAAAAUAUUUAUAUAUUAACUGUGUUGUUAUAUGAUUAGAUUAAGCCCAUCUUUAAUAAAUUAAUGAUAUUGAAUUUUGAUUGCGAUUCAAUACAGUA
Messenger RNA from Anneissia japonica, 1727 nucleotides. RefSeq names its product calmodulin-regulated spectrin-associated protein 2-like. Lineage: Eukaryota; Metazoa; Echinodermata; Crinoidea; Comatulida; Comatulidae. The record is from RefSeq and is a predicted model, not a curated record. Gene Ontology annotation, cellular component: microtubule minus-end. Gene Ontology annotation, biological process: cytoplasmic microtubule organization; negative regulation of microtubule depolymerization. Gene Ontology annotation, molecular function: microtubule minus-end binding; calmodulin binding.